Messenger RNA from Vicia villosa (hairy vetch), 1356 nucleotides. Its product is annotated as receptor-like protein EIX2. Gene Ontology annotation, molecular function: protein binding. The transcript has a single exon. The record is from RefSeq and is a predicted model, not a curated record. NCBI's taxonomy places the organism in Eukaryota, Viridiplantae, Streptophyta, Magnoliopsida, Fabales, Fabaceae. Bases 1 to 1356 code for a protein of 451 amino acids.
AUGAUCAUUUCCAAUAGCAAUCUUACUGGGAGGAUUCCUAAGUUGGAACUUAAGCUUAAGCAAGGUUCUUAUAUAGAUUUGAGUUCAAAUAAACUAGAAGGUCCCAUUCCUUCUUGUUUACUUCAAGCAGGAGCACUGAUUCUUUCCGAUAAUAAAUUUUCAAAUUUAGUUUCUUUUCUAUGCAACAAAAAUAGUCCCAACAUUUUAGGAAUUUUUAAUAUAUCAAACAAUCAAUUAAAAGGUGAGUUACCCGAUUGUUGGAGUAGUUUAACUUCAUUAAUAUAUGUUGACAUGAGCAAUAACAAGUUAUCUGGAAACAUUCCAUUCUCAAUGGGAACCCUUGUUAACAUGGAGGUUUUGAUUUUAAGAAAUAAUAGUUUAAGUGGUCAACUCACUUCCUCAUUGAAGAAUUGCUCUAACAAGUUGGCCUUUUUGGACCUCGGGGAAAAUAUGUUUCAUGGUCAAAUACCUUCAUGGAUUGGAGAUAGCUUGCAACAAUUAGUCAUUUUAAGCCUACGAUUCAAUAACUUCUACGGAAAUAUACCUUUGAGUGUGUGUUAUUUGAGAAAGCUCCGAGUUUUGGAUUUGUCACAAAAUAGCUUAUCAGGAGGAAUCCCAACUUGCAUAAAGAAUUUCACUUCAAUGGUUCAGAACUUCGUGAACUCAACUGCAUCAAUGGAGCACAGGUAUUCACCCAGGAGUGGGACAUAUUCUACAGCUUAUGUUUUCAACUUAUUCCUGAUGUGGAAAGGUGUAUACCGACCCUUCAAAAAAGCAGAUGUUUUUCUAAAAAGCAUUGAUCUCUCAUGUAAUCAUUUGACAGGGAAAAUACCAACUGAAAUAGAGUACUUAUUUGGGUUGACUUCCUUAAAUUUGUCAAGGAACAAUCUCAGCGGAGAAAUCGUUUCAAACAUAGGAAAUUUAAAUUCGCUAAAUUUUCUUGAUUUGUCAAGAAAUCACUUAUCAGGAAGAAUUCCUUCUAGUCUAACCCAAAUUGAUGGUCUCGGUAUGUUGGAUUUGUCAAACAAUGAGCUCUAUGGAAAAAUUCCAAUUGGAACACAUUUGCAGACCUUCGGUGCUUCAAGUUUUGAAGGAAAUCCAUAUCUGUGUGGAGAGCCACUUGGUAGAAAAUGCCCUGGAGAAGAUCCACCAAAACAUCAAGUGCCAACAACCGAUGAUGCAGGAGAUGAGAAUUCAGUAUUUUUGGAAGCAUUAUACAUGAGCAUGGGGAUAGGAUUCUUCACCGGUUUUGUUGGCUUGGUAGGAUCAGUAUUGUUCAUACCCUCUUGGAAAGAAAGGUAUUCCAGAUUGUUGAACACAUUGAUAAUGAAAGCCAUCACGUGGUGGAAGGAGUGA